Molecule: messenger RNA, 411 nt
Organism: Phytophthora sojae
Lineage: Eukaryota; Oomycota; Peronosporomycetes; Peronosporales; Peronosporaceae
Exons: 3
Coding region: 1-411 (136 amino acids)
Biological process (GO): mitotic sister chromatid cohesion
Cellular component (GO): NatA complex; cytoplasm
Molecular function (GO): N-acetyltransferase activity
Source: RefSeq, a predicted model, not a curated record
AUGAACGAGAAGCUCUUCCCCGUCAAGUACGGCGACGCGUUCUAUGAGUACGUGGCGCACGCCCCGGAGGGAUACUGCAAGCUCGCUUACGGUGCUGACGGCACUGCGAUCGGAUCGGUGUGUUGCGAGGUGGAGAAGGUGAAGAUCUCGGGCAAGCGCCGCUAUCGCCUGUGCAUCCUGACGAUCGGCGUGCUGGAGGAAUACCGACGCUCGAAGCUAGGCAGCUUACUGCUUGAGAGCGUGAUCGCGCAGGCCCGCAAGGACGGGCUCGCUUACGUGUAUCUCCACGUGCAGAGCAGCAACACGGCGGCGCAGCGCUUCUACUUAGCGCGCGGCUUCGAGGUAACCAAGGUUAUGCGCAACUACUAUUCGCAGCUCACGCCGCCGCACUGCUUCGUACUGCGCCGGUAG